Messenger RNA from Paramacrobiotus metropolitanus, 2024 nucleotides. RefSeq names its product homeobox protein mab-5-like. Gene Ontology annotation, biological process: cell differentiation; regulation of transcription by RNA polymerase II. The record is from RefSeq and is a predicted model, not a curated record. Lineage: Eukaryota; Metazoa; Tardigrada; Eutardigrada; Parachela; Macrobiotidae. The transcript has 3 exons. Bases 763 to 1668 code for a protein of 301 amino acids. Gene Ontology annotation, molecular function: RNA polymerase II cis-regulatory region sequence-specific DNA binding; DNA-binding transcription factor activity, RNA polymerase II-specific.
CAAGACGGAUAAUCAGAUGACCAGGCCGGCAGUAGCAGCCAUCAGCCAUACACAAUACACCAUUAGGGAUUACCACUCCUGUCCAUUGAAAACUCAUUACACUUUUAAGAGGGAUACUUUUCACCAGGUAAACUUUGAUUAUAACUGCCGUAUUAUUCUCCUUGAUAUACUUAUACCGCUACAUGAAUAUCACUGUGCAAACCCCAUCUUUAUUUAGUCACUUAAAAUCAAACGACCACAUCGCUCAAGCCGACAUUGAUAUCGCUCUUACAAAUAAUGCGGUGAUAUGAUUUAUAUAUUGACGACGACAUUCAUACCCUGCAAAUUGUAUUGGAAGCUCAGUACGCCGUACAAAUCGUGUAGUGUGUGUGGAUAAUACGUCUCGAGUGCGCACUCUUGUGGCACCUGUUGAUCUCCACUCCAUUUUAUUAUGAAUUAAAUCUUUUGUCCGGCCAGGGAAGUUUUUAAAUUCCCUUCUGAAUUUUACAUUAACCAUAAGUUUACUUUUUCCCAGCUUGACUAAACAUCGUCGUCAUCAAAGACGCUUUACUAGAAAUCGAAGUGUCCAACGUCAUUUAUGAUAUGGCGAUUGGUCAGUAGCGCACACAGCGCGCCUGUACAUGUGGGAAGUUUGUGAUUUAUGGCGCAGACAGUUUAUCCUGAACAAUUUCGAAGUCUUAUUCCCCAUCCGGCAUCCUCAUUUUUAACCGCCAUGAACAGAGCACCGAGCUUUUAAUUGAUAACUUGCUGGGCAAGGGCGAUAUGAAGGACGGUCAAAAAUGCUCCAACGCCGUCGUCUGCGGCCCAACCUUUCCCGCGUCGGCGGCAGCAGCUGCGGCUGCCAUGGAUCUUAAGUUGUUUGGAUUGCCAGCACGAAAUAUGGAAAUACACGGGGACACUUCGCGCUUCUUAUCAUCGAUAGCCUCUCCUUUUUUCCCUAAUCCUUGUAUGCCAUUCUUACCCACGACUGCCGCUAUGCAUAAUCUUAUGCACUCAAUGAGGAUGGAUCCACAUGCUCAGACUUUCCAAGGAUACGGUUACAAAGGAAGUUUACACGCGCCGUUACCAAACAUGCACCCAUUCUUCCAGCCUUCGCGGCAGCUGCACAAACGCAAAGGUGGACAAGUGCGUUUCUCUAACGAUCAGACGGUGGAGUUGGAGAAAAAGUUCAAAAACCAAAAAUACCUCACCCCGCCUGAGCGGAAAAAGCUAGCCAAAUCCUUGAGCCUUUCAGAGCGGCAAAUUAAGACAUGGUUUCAGAAUCGUCGCGCAAAGUGGCGGCGCUUAAAGCAUGAUGGUGAACAGGAACCGCCAGAUUCACCCAGCGGAAAUUCCGGCCGCAGUAAUAAAACAUUACCGGCACAUUAUGUUGACAAAAUGUCACCAACAAGUAGCCGCAGCCAUUCUGACGACAGAUCAAAAGAAACGCGUACAAAAGACUCCAUAUUAACAGUAGUGCCGUCGUCAGCGGAAAGCAGUAGCAAUUUCCAGCGAAUUGGCGCGAUAAAAACAGCAACGAAAUCACAUGACAAUAGACCAACCAGCUCAGCAAGUUUGACGAGCGAUGCUGGACAGGAAAUCUGUAAUUCAGACUCGGAUUCGGUUAGCAGUGGUGACAAUCAAGACGAUGAUGUUGUUGACGUUGACGGUUUCAAUGGCGAUAAUUGAUCUGAUUGAUUUGCCGUCCUUCUUUUUCACCGUCGCUGCACUAUUACUGUUUUAUCAAAUACCGUGCUGGCCGGCUGUACUGUAUGGUGUAUGUGUAAUUUGGCACUCAUUUCUACUGACAUAUUCAAGUUCAUUCUGAGAUGAUUAACCUGUAAACAGACAUAUCAUCCUUAAUCGCUCUCCGCUAAAUCCUGCUGCGGUAUGCGAAAUGCGGUCAAUCUGUCUGAAUAUGGAUGAUCAAUAUUGUAUCUCCGAGAGCGUCUUUUCGCACGGCUGCCAAAAUUGCUCUUCGAGUGCCAUACAGAUGAAUUUUCGGUUAUAUUGAAUGGUAGCGAUAUGAAUAUUUUUGUUUUUGC